CGGUUGCAUCACGGGCCCGCCCCGCAGUGCCCGGAUGAGGCAGAACUGGUGGCGGUGGCGGACGAUGCUGCGGCUGUGACAGGGAAUGCACCCCGGUCCUGUUGAUCAUGGACAGUGAAGAAAUCCCAACUUUCUCGAGUCCAAAGGAGGAAACUGCGUAUUGGAAAGAGCUUUCCUUGAAGUACAAACAAAGCUUCCAGGAAGCUCGUGAAGAGCUGGCUGAGUUUCAGGAGGGAAGCAGAGAGUUAGAAGCUGAGUUGGAGGCACAGCUGGUGCAAGCUGAGCAGAGGAAUCGAGAUUUGCAAGCAGAUAACCAAAGACUGAAGUGUGAAGUGGAAACGUUAAAGGAGAAACUGGAACACCAGCAUGUGCAAAGCUACAAGCAAGUGUCGUUGUUGGAGGAUGACCUGAGCCAGACACGGGCCAUUAAAGACCAGUUGCAUAAGUAUGUGAGGGAGCUGGAGCAAGCCAACGAUGACUUGGAACGUGCAAAGAGGGCAACAAUAGUUUCAUUGGAAGACUUUGAACAAAGGCUGAACCAAGCUAUUGAGAGAAAUGCCUUUUUAGAAAGUGAACUGGAUGACAAGGAGUCCCUGCUAGUUUCUGUACAGAGAUUAAAGGAUGAAGCAAGAGACUUACGGCAGGAGUUAGCGGUACGGGAGAGGCAACAAGAAGUCACCCGGAAGUCAGCACCCAGUUCUCCCACUCUAGACUGUGAGAAGAUGGACUCAGCUGUCCAGGCAUCUCUGUCUUUGCCAGCCACGCCUGUUGGGAAAGGAUCAGAGAACAGUUUUCCUUCCCCAAAAGCUAUACCAAACGGCUUUGGCACCAGCCCCCUUACUCCUUCAGCCAGGAUAUCUGCACUCAACAUCGUGGGAGAUCUGCUGCGGAAAGUGGGGGCCUUAGAAUCCAAAUUAGCUGCUUGCAGGAACUUCGCCAAGGACCAGGCGUCACGGAAGUCCUACAUUGCAGGGAACGUCGGCAGCAGUGUGAUGAGCAGCAACGGCACCAAGUACCCUCACCCUGGCCACACCUCUUUCUUUGACAAAGGGGCGGUGAACGGCUUUGACCAAGGCCCCCCCGGGCUAGGCACAUCCCGGCCCUCCUCGGCGCCGGGCAUGCUGCCCCUGAGCGUAUGAGCCCGGGCAGCUGCCCUUGGACUUGGAUGCUUUUCUCAGCCCAGCACCACCAGAAGAUCUGCUCCCAGUUCCUCCCCGCUCCCGCCCCGCCGCAGCCCUGCUGCCAGAGGAGACUCCUGCCUGGCCCUUCCUGCCGCGGGCUCACAGCUGAUGGCCUCCUGCCGGGACCCGCGGGGCUCUGCCGGGCACGCAGCAGUCUUGCUCUCCAGACAUGGGCCCUGUGCUUUAGCUCUUCAGCUUGGGUUUGGCAUCACACAAACGUGGCUGCCCCUCUGCAAGGCUCCCUUUCUCCCUGCCUGCCCCAGCACCCUGCCACUCAGGCUGGGCAGCUGCUGCCCUCGCAGUAAGGCUCUGAUGAGGGGGACAGUGGGUGAAGCUGUGCCGUGGCACGGUGGAUAUGGCAUCUUGGUCCAGGUAGGUGACUCGGUUCCUGCAGCUGGGCAGCUGCAGGUGGGAGAUGCAGGGCUGUCAGUGCUGGUGCAGGAGCGGGCAGAGAGGAGCAGAGCUCCCCACAGCUCAGCCUGGGCAGCCCCGGCUGGCUGAACCCUCUGGGGCCAGGGCAGAGGGAGGGCUGCAGGAGCUGGGUGGCAGUGCUGAAGGGGUGACGAGCCACUGCCCUGGCACUGCAGGGCUGUGUUGAGCUGCUGAGGUGCUCUCAGUGCCUGAAGCACAGCCUCAGCCCAGCCGUGCCCACCUCUGCCCCUCAGCUUCCGCCCACCUGCACAGCAAGGACUCUGUCAGUGCUCAUGAACCCCAUGCCCACCUUCCUCAGAACUGUGUAACCUGUGACUGGAUUUUACAGCCUCACCUCUGGGCUUCUGUGCCAGUUCUGGCUGGCUCUUGUCCCUCGUGGGUCUUUGUGAGUUCUUUGUCUACGUGCCUCAGAGCCGGGGCUGGGGGGGGGGGGUUGAGUGAAGCAGCAAACCCAGCUGGGGUUUGCUCUGGGGGUUGGCAAAGGGUCAUGCCCAGGCUGGUCCAUCCUGCUCCUUUGGCUCUGCAGCUCCCAGUUGGUUUCUUUACAAGUGCUGAGGGAAAAAACCCAACCAACCAAAACCUGCUGCGCCUCCCCUGCCGCGGGGCCUGUGUCCGUGGGUGGGUUGUACAUAGGUCUGUACCCACAGGCCCUGCUGUGCCCCAGAGCUCCGAGCAGAACUUUGGGCUUUGCAGCUUUAUUUAUUCAGAAUCUCUGUGCCAUGUUCCAGGGGGGCAGGGCCAGGCUGCCGCAGCCAGGCAGAGCAGGAUCUGCUGUAAAAACAAAACCCAACUGAGAGUCAUCUUCCAACAAUAAAGUUCUUUUAAUGUGGGACCCCUGGGGUUUGCAGAA
Messenger RNA from Pogoniulus pusillus (Red-fronted tinkerbird), 2463 nucleotides. RefSeq names its product nudE neurodevelopment protein 1 like 1 (gene NDEL1). The transcript has 9 exons. Gene Ontology annotation, cellular component: kinetochore; centrosome; kinesin complex. Gene Ontology annotation, molecular function: microtubule binding. Bases 108 to 1139 code for a protein of 343 amino acids. Lineage: Eukaryota; Metazoa; Chordata; Aves; Piciformes; Lybiidae. The record is from RefSeq and is a predicted model, not a curated record. Gene Ontology annotation, biological process: establishment of mitotic spindle orientation; cell migration; microtubule nucleation.